AUGCACUGGGGGGUUGGCUUUGCCUCGUCCAGGCCGUGCGUGGUGGAUCUGAGCUGGAACCAGAGCGUCUCCUUCUUCGGCUGGUGGGCCGGGUCCGAGGAGCCCUUCUCCUUUUAUGGGGACAUCAUCGCUUUCCCUUUGCAGGAUUACGGUGGGAUCAUGGCAGGGCUGGGCUCCGAUCCCUGGUGGAAGAAAACCCUUUACUUGACCGGGGGAGCUUUGCUGGCCGCAGCUGCGUAUCUGCUCCACGAACUCCUGGUCAUUAGGAAACAGCAAGAGAUUGACUCCAAAGAUGCUAUUAUUUUGCAUCAGUUUGCAAGACCUAACAAUGGUGUCCCCAGUUUAUCUCCUUUCUGUUUGAAAAUGGAAACUUAUUUAAGGAUGGCUGACUUACCCUAUCAGAACUAUUUUGGUGGAAAGCUCUCUGCUCAAGGGAAAAUGCCUUGGAUUGAAUAUAAUCAUGAAAAAGUUUCUGGGACAGAAUUCAUAAUUGACUUUCUGGAAGAGAAACUUGGAGUGAAUUUAAACAAAAACCUUGGUCCUCAUGAAAGAGCCAUCUCCAGGGCAGUGACUAAGAUGGUGGAGGAGCAUUUCUAUUGGACCUUAGCUUAUUGCCAGUGGGUGGACAAUCUCAAUGAGACCCGGAAGAUGCUGUCUCUUAGUGGUGGCGGUCCCUUCAGUAACCUGCUCGGGUGGGUCGUGUGCCACAUAACGAAAGGAAUCGUGAGACGCGAGAUGCAUGGCCACGGCAUUGGCCGCUUCUCAGAGGAAGAGAUUUACAUGCUGAUGGAGAAGGACAUGCGGUCCUUAGCAGGGCUUCUGGGUGAUAAGAAGUACAUCAUGGGGCCCAAGCUUUCCACUCUAGACGCCACCGUCUUUGGGCACUUGGCACAGGCAAUGUGGACCUUACCCGGGACGAGACCUGAGCGGCUGAUAAAAGGUGAGCUGAUCAAUCUUGCCAUGUACUGUGAGAGGAUAAGGAGGAAAUUCUGGCCUGAGUGGCACCAUGAUGAUGACAACACCAUCUAUGAGUCCGAGGAGAGCUGCGAAGGCAGCAAAACACAUACGCCCCUGCUGGAUUUCAGCUCUUAUUCAAGGACAGAGACCUUUGAAGAUGAGGGAGCAGAGAACAGUUUUUCCAGAACCCCAGACACGGAUUUCACUGGGCACUCGCUCUUUGAUUCUGAUGUGGACUUGGAUGACUACACAGACCAUGAACAGUGCAAGUGACAUUCAGCCCUGCUGACCCUCCUCUGUUGGAGCUGCCAUUCCCUGGGGUCAGUCCAGUUUCCCAGGUAGAAAUCCAUCCGAGCUGAGAGGAGAUCUUCGUGCUUGACACAGUUCUCACAAGCUAACUGGACUAGAGCAGCCUUAUUUCUUUUUUGUACAGACAAGACACGGAACCAUUCCGAUGGCUCCAUUUAAAACGAACAGGCAGAAGAAAAAGUCAGCAUGGUUCCUGAAACCCACUUUUGUUUUCAUUAGAAAACUAAGAUGGUGUGGUAGAGCAGGUUGCAAGAGCAGGUUGUCCACAGAUGGUGUGUACAUCGAUCCCCUGCAACCCGAGGGCUUAGGUGCAAGAUGGAUUCUUGAACAUCCUUCAUCCAGCAGGGUUCAAAGUCAGGAGAGAUGUCAUCAGAAGGAAUGUAGGAGAUAAAUGUUCUAUGGUGGCUGCUUGUUAUUUCCUGUGUGUAUGUUGUAUGUUGAGGUAUAAGUCAAAUAAAAUCCAUAGAUAUU
This is a messenger RNA of Lipotes vexillifer (Yangtze River dolphin), 1737 nucleotides long. RefSeq names its product failed axon connections homolog, metaxin like GST domain containing (gene FAXC). The record is from RefSeq and is a predicted model, not a curated record. Lineage: Eukaryota; Metazoa; Chordata; Mammalia; Artiodactyla; Lipotidae. The transcript has 6 exons. The coding region runs from base 1 to 1230 and encodes 409 amino acids. Gene Ontology annotation, cellular component: cytoplasm.